Molecule: messenger RNA, 759 nt
Organism: Passer domesticus (house sparrow)
Lineage: Eukaryota; Metazoa; Chordata; Aves; Passeriformes; Passeridae
Exons: 6
Coding region: 1-759 (252 amino acids)
Cellular component (GO): cytoplasm
Source: RefSeq, a predicted model, not a curated record
AUGACAAAGAACCUGCGGAGCGAGGACGGGGAGAGGCGUCACUUGGCACUCCGAGGCCUCGUGGUGCUGGGCAAGAAUCCUUUGAUGGCUGAAAAAAUGUGGAGCCUGACUGAAAGUCUUGUGGAGCUCCUGGAGGAAAAUGAUAGUGACGUGAUCAGGAUGACCAUUCUCCUACUCAGAUAUUUAUUCCUGGAUAAUGGUACCCCAAUACCCAGCUCCCUCGCCCUGCAGCUGGCUGAGGCGCUCCUGCCACUCUUUGACCGCGAUGAUAGCCAGGUGCAGCUGAGCUCCAUGAUGGUCUUUCAAGAGAUGCUGGAGUUAUUAACGGAAGAUGGAAAACAUGCCCUGAAGUCACCCGUGCACCACAGCCUGCUGCCACUCUACUUCCACUGCCAUGAUGAGAAUCAGAUUGUUGCUGAGUGUUCUCGGGAAACGCUGCUUUGUGCAGCCAAGUUCCUGAAGAGGAGGGAUAUAAAAAAGCUGGUGAAGGAGGAAAAACUGUGGAAGUUCAGCAAGUGCCUGCUGGCAGAGGACACGAGCCGAGCGGCCGAGCAGCUGCCCCUUGAAGAAAUGGCCAGUGACAUCAGCCUUGGUGUCGGAAGCCUGGCCAUUGAAACCUUGUGCAUCCUGAGGUCAGCAGAGCGGGCUCCAAUCUCCAGGUUCCAGAGGCUGCAAGAUCAGCUGCGCAGGGUGUGGAAGGCUCGGCCGCGUCUCUCGCAUCUCCGCAGGCUGAGCUGCUGGAGCUCAGUGGAGAACUAA